Molecule: messenger RNA, 681 nt
Organism: Adineta steineri
Lineage: Eukaryota; Metazoa; Rotifera; Eurotatoria; Adinetida; Adinetidae
Source: the annotation of a GenBank genome assembly
AUGGGUGCUCAAAUUAGUAAAAUUGAGGAUACUGUUCAUGAGGUCUACAAAAAAACAUGGCCUCAAGCAUGGUAUUUGGCUCCAUCGUUUCUCACAUCUCUUGGAGCCGUUGGUUAUGUUGGAUAUGCAUUUGCACAAACAAAACCAGUACCAUCAUCAACAAAUAUCUCAUUUUUGCAUUUACUUGGUGUUGCUGGUGGUUUUGGUAUUAGUUUCUGGAUAACUGCUGUACAUGGUCGUGCUGUUCAACGCAUGUUAACACGUCAAGAAUUUGCUACAGUUCAAUCACAUUUAUCAACGGUCUAUUUUUCAUCAUCAGCUGUUUUCGCUGGUCUUAGUUUGGGCUCAUUUUUACUUCGUCAUCCAUUUAAUACAUGGUCAAAAGAAGCAAAAAAUUUAGGUAUUGCAUUAAUAGUUGCAUUAGCUGCUGCUGAAAUAAAUAGUCUUGUACUCAAUCCAUUAGUUACUAAUUUAAUGUUUGAUCGAAAUAAUAUUGAAUUUUUACAAUCAGCUAAAACCGCUGAUGAUAUUGAACUCUUAACACGUGAUGAUGCUAAAUAUCGUAUUAUUAGUAAUAAAUUCAAUUUAUUUCAUUCAAUUUCAAUGGUCUCAGGCCUUGUCUAUCAUGGUAUUCAAUGGUAUCAUCUCUUCUUCCUUGCUGACAAAUGCUUAGUUCUUUAA